GGGAAAACCGGUCAACUCAUCGUCCGUUCUUCGUCUUCAACCUCCCAAUUUUCGCAAUUAAGUAAUUGAGUUUUCCUAAUUUUAUCAAAAUUCCGCCUAAUUCAUGGAUUCUUCGUGAAGACUAUGGCCCGACGACUUCCACUUUCAGUCGUUUUCCAAGAAAAAUCGAGCUGUUGAACUUCGAAGCUUCCUUGCUUCCGCUGAGCUUCUCCUUCGCCGGCAAUGGCUGAAGACGAGGACGCGGCGCAGGAAUACGCGCCUCAGAGGAAGAAAGCCCCGUCCGAGGACGACAAGAGGAGGAUGAAGAUGGUGCCUGGAGGUUUGAUGAAAGCACUGAUGAGACCUGGAGGUGGCGAAGCCACACCUUCCGAGGGUGACCAGGUCAUCUAUCAUUGCACUGUACGGACACUUGAUGGAGUUGUUGUUGAGUCUACAAGAUCGGAGUUCGGAGGGAAGGGUACCCCAAUAAGACAUGUUUUGGGUAAAAGCAAGAUGAUACUGGGAUUGCUUGAAGGAAUCCCAACGAUGUUGAAGGGUGAAAUGGCAAUGUUCAAGAUGAAACCUCAAGUGCACUAUGGCGAGGAGGAUUGUCCAGUUCCAGUUUCUAGUAGCUUUCCAAAGGACGAUGAGCUUCAUUUUGAGAUUGAAAUGAUUGAUUUUGCUAAAGCCAAGGUUAUAACCGACGACUUUGGGGUUGUAAAGAAGGUAGUAGAUGAGGGAGAGGGAUGGGAAUCACCGAGGGAACCUUAUGAAGUGAAGGCCUGGAUAUCAGCAAAGACUGCUGACGGGAAAUUGAUCGUGUCACACACAGAAGGAGAACCAUACUUUUUUACCUUCGGUAAAUCUGAGGUACCGAAAGGACUUGAGAUGGGAAUAGGGACAAUGACACGGAGAGAGAAGGCUGUGAUCUAUGUCACCAGACAGUACCUGACUGAUUCUCCUUUGCUAUCUAUAGAGGAUUGUUUUGAUGAAGUCCAUUUUGAAGUGGAACUUGUGCAUUUCAUCCAGGUGAGAGACAUGCUUGGAGAUGGACGCCUAAUAAAACGUCGGAUUCGUGAUGGAAAAGGUGAAUUUCCGAUGGAUUGCCCACUUCAUGACAGUCGACUGCAAGUUCAUUAUAAGGGGAUGCUUCUUAAUGAGCAGAAAACAGUCUUCUAUGACAGUAGAGCUGAUAAUAAUGGUCAGCCCUUGGAGUUCAGCUCCGGAGAAGGGCAUGUCCCAGAAGGUUUUGAGAUGUGCGUUCGCUUGAUGCUGCCUGGAGAGAUUGCUCUAGUCACAUGUCCCCCUGAUUAUGCUUAUGACAAGUUUCCAAGGCCGGCUAAUGUACCAGAAGGUGCUCAUAUUCAGUGGGAAAUUGAGCUGCUUGGUUUUGAAAUGCCCCGGGACUGGACUGGUUUGGACUUCAGAAGUAUAAUGGAUGAGGCAGAGAAGAUAAGAAAUACAGGGAACAGGCUUUUCAAAGAAGGUAAAUAUGAGCUUGCAAAGGCAAAGUAUGAGAAGGUGCUUCGUGAAUUCAAUCAUGUCAAUCCACAGGAUGAUGAGGAAGGGAAAGAAUUUUCGAACACGAGAAGCCUCUUAAAUUUGAAUGUCGCUGCUUGUUAUCUAAAGAUGGGAGAAUCAAGAAAGUCAAUAGAUGCAUGCAAUAAGGUUUUGGAUGCAAACCCUGCACACGUCAAGGCUUUGUACCGCCGUGGAAUGGCCUAUAUGUCAGCAGGAGACUUUGAGGAAGCUAGAACUGAUUUCAAAGCGAUGAUUAAAUUCGACAAGUCAUCAGAGCCCGAUGCAAAUGCAGCUCUCUUGAAACUCAAACAGAAAGAGCAGGAAGUGGAGAGGAAGGUCCGGAAGCAAUUCAAAGGAUUGUUCGACAAGAAGCCUGGUGAAAUUUCUGAUGUUGGAACUGAUGAAAGGGAAGAAGAACAUGCUACUGAAAAUCAGAAAUGCCGUGACCACGAAGGAUCUGAUAAGGAUGAGGCAGGGGAGCCGAAAGAUGCUUCAAAUACCCGACCUCAAACGAGUCUGUUCUCCCUCCUCUGGCCUACAGGUAGAAGGAUAUUUACAGCUCUGGGUUUAGACCGAUGUUCGAUACUGUAAGUUUUUAACAUCAUAGAGGCCGAUAUAUCUCCAAAGGAAUUAGAGAGCUCCAGGUUCAAUUAAAUGCUGCUAUGGUCAGAUCUCGUUUUGAAGAGAUGUAUGAUUGCAUGUCAAUACAAGAUCUAUCAGAAUAAUAUGUGAAGACAGUGAUUCCGUUUUUCUCGAGAAUGGACAUAUUCGGGUUUACUUGGUUUCAAGUCACAAUUAUAUCCCUCCACAUUAAAAUU
Messenger RNA from Punica granatum (pomegranate), 2318 nucleotides. NCBI's taxonomy places the organism in Eukaryota, Viridiplantae, Streptophyta, Magnoliopsida, Myrtales, Lythraceae. The record is from RefSeq and is a predicted model, not a curated record.